Uncinocarpus reesii 1704 is the source of this 234-nucleotide messenger RNA. RefSeq lists its product as uncharacterized. The coding region runs from base 1 to 234 and encodes 77 amino acids. NCBI's taxonomy places the organism in Eukaryota, Fungi, Ascomycota, Eurotiomycetes, Onygenales, Onygenaceae. The record is from RefSeq and is a predicted model, not a curated record. The transcript has 3 exons.
AUGGAGUCGAGCGCUCGGGCACCUGGGUCCGACAGAGGGCUCCAAUUGCUGAUCAUCACUGUCGUCAUGACGGCUGUUUCGGGCAUUUUUGUUAUGCUACGUCUGCUUUUUGUUGUGUUCUUCGCCGUUUGUAAUGGCAUUGCUAUCAAGCAUGGAUUCGGGAAACACACCGUGACCGUUCCGCAUUCAGAAAAGCUCGAGGCGCUCAAGGUGAGACUCUGUUCCAUCUGUUAA